Betta splendens (Siamese fighting fish) is the source of this 5847-nucleotide messenger RNA. RefSeq names its product GRAM domain containing 1A (gene gramd1a). The transcript has 21 exons. Gene Ontology annotation, biological process: intracellular sterol transport. The record is from RefSeq and is a predicted model, not a curated record. NCBI's taxonomy places the organism in Eukaryota, Metazoa, Chordata, Actinopteri, Anabantiformes, Osphronemidae. Gene Ontology annotation, molecular function: sterol binding; sterol transfer activity. Bases 1345 to 4149 code for a protein of 934 amino acids. Gene Ontology annotation, cellular component: endoplasmic reticulum-plasma membrane contact site; plasma membrane; endoplasmic reticulum membrane.
CCCUUUUCACUUUUCGACAAAAACGUAUUGUCUGUUACUUUUAAAGCCAAAUCAAAAGGCUAAGCUAAGCGUGUCUCUUAAAUUAGCUGUAAAGUUUGAUUAUUAUUUUAGACCGGGGUAAUUUUAAAGUGAAGAUGGAAAACGUCACAUUAGUCUUCUCUGUCCUUGGGAAGUAAUGGCACUAGUUAAAGCCGAACAGUUAAUGUUUUGCUAGCUGGCCUCCGGAGGCAGGGGGCUUAGCGUUAGCGGGCUAACGGCUAACGGCAGCCGGCAGAUGUGGCUUUUCGCUUCUCACAAUGUUGAUGUGUUCCUGUGAAAAAGUGGAUUUUAGCAUUACUUCUCGGUCCGUGGCCCGGCUCGUGUUCGAGGCCGAGCAGGAGAACAAAAACGGAGGAAACUCGUCCAAUGGGAGGUCACUGAUGUGAUGCGUUUCCUAAACCAAAGAGCAGCGCAACAAGUGUGUCGAGAGAUGAAGGUGAAAUCACACGCUCGUCUGUUCCGGAACAUUUGCUCAUCUGCACCGUAACGUUCUCUGCUAAAAGCAGGCUUGCGUGGACUGAAUGGCGGAGGCUGCGCGCGGAUUACGGUGGAUUAUUGUGGACAAACAAGUCCGUGCCAAGAUUGUUCUUGUUCAAACAGAUCACUGUAAAUACAGCCAGACGUGCUCUGGCCCCUUGACUUGGAAGUGGCUGCUUUGAAGGCAAACAAUGGAGUGAAACACACACGCAGCCCUUCACUGCUGGAGGACACAUCUGCAGUAGCUACUUCCAGAAACAGAUCUGUCAUGUAUAGGACCCCCACUCUUCCAAAGAUCUCCCAGAUUAUACAAAUGGAAGCUUGACGUCUGCAAAAGGAGUAGAGGCGAGAAACACUGGAAGUGACUGCAAGAGGUGCAGAAGUGGAAGGGGUGAGGCACUUAAGCUAAACAUAGAAGAGGGUUGAAACAGCAUUUUAGUCACACUGAAUGCAACAUAUACGGACAACUGGAAAUGGAUUGCCUAAAGACAAGACUUGUGAAACUAACUAACAGGCCUCCUCCUUGCAUCCUGCUGCAUCAUUUUUGACUGAAGAAUGCUCAUGACACUUGUGAACUGUUUAACUAUUUCUUGGCAAUGCUGCUGCUUCUUGCUUGAUGUGAAGUUCACACAGGAAAUCUUAAAUCAGUCAGAGAUACGCUGCCUGGAGUGACACGCUAACCCAUCCCAAUACAGUAUUCUGUAAAAAAUAGACAUGACUGGAAGACACGUCAGUCAUGGGUGAGCCACAACUAUAAAUAUAAAAACAAGUCCUUAUCUGGUGCCUUUGACUUGACUGAAACAGAAUAUUAGGCUGUGGAAAGCUUUCAUGAUGACCAUGUCCUCACCUGUGGAACCAGAAGGUAUCACGAUGGCGCAUCCUGUAUCCAUCCCAACGCUGACUGUCCUGCCACCAUCCUCUGAUACAGAAUCACGGUCUCGCUCACCUAGCCCCAGGUUGCCACGCUUCAUCCGCCACAGUAGAUCGCACCGCAGGAGGACUCGAACUAAGAAACAAAAUGUGGAAGGAGAAGGAUACUUUUCUAACCAGGACACAACACCUCAAAUUGUAAUCGAGGGGACUGCAGAGAAAGGCAUUGUUCCACAUUCUUCUUCCUCAGUAGCUACUCAUAUCAACGCUGAAGAGGAAGGUCAGGACAGCGCUUCACAGGAUUACCUCCUGCCUCCAUCUCGCUCAGGGUCUCGUAGUCCUUCCCCAAGUCGACGCUCCCGUUGGUCUCUUAGGAGCCUGCUCACUAGAGAUUCUGACUGGGACUGCUCCAGCACGGCCAGCAACUCUCCUCGCAGCACCCCCGGCAGCUCUCCCUCCCUGCGGCGCAGGGUCCUCGGAGGUGGCAGGGCCAGCGAGAACGAGGGAGGGGGUGAGAAGAGCAGUGGGGGAGGCGGCUCAGAGAGCCCCCUGCCUUCGAUUCCUUCAAUACCCUCGGCAUCCUCCAUCACAUCUGCCUACCCCAUUGCUUCUCGCCACUUCAGCCGCAAUGCCAAGAAGGUGCAGAGCUGGUACAAUGUUCUCAGUCCUACAUACAAACAGAGGAAUGAGGAUUUUCGUAAAAUCUUCAAGAAACUUCCUGAUACAGAGCGUCUUAUAGUGGACUACUCCUGUGCUCUGCAGAAGGACAUACUCCUUCAGGGCCGCCUUUAUCUGUCAGAGAACUGGCUGUGUUUCUACAGUAACAUCUUCCGCUGGGAAACCACUAUCACUAUUCUGCUGAAAGAUGUGACCUCCAUGACCAAGGAAAAGACUGCCAAGCUCAUCCCAAACGCCAUCCAAAUCAGCACUGACAAUGAAAAACAUUUCUUCACUUCUUUUGGAGCAAGGGAUCGCAGCUUCAUGAUGAUUUUUCGUCUGUGGCAGAACGCACUGUUGGACAAGUCUCUGUCCCCCAAAGAGCUCUGGCACAUCGUCCACCAGUGUUACGGCACUGAACUGGGCCUCACUAGUGAAGAUGACGACUACGUCUCUCCCACUGCAGAACACAUGAACGGCCUACUGCCAGGAGAUGAUUCAGUGUCAGUCACAGAUCUACUAGACCUGAGCUCGGUGUCGGUUCCCUCCGUAGGCAGCUCGCCCCCUCCCCUGGUGCCCUGUGCUCUAAGCAGCCCUUCCUCUUCUUCAAACCUUGUGGGCUCUUCUCCCCCUUCAUCUGCCUCCUGUCUGCCUAUAGAGGUGCCCUCCUCAUCUGGAUGCAGAAUCUCCUCUGAUGCUUUGGAAGCCAGCCCGCCAAGCUCACAAAGCUCCUUACCAUCCACCACUCCCACCAACGCUUCUGCCUCUGCCCCAGUCUCUGCUGCUGCCUCCUUUAAUCUGGAAGAGGGAGGGGACAGCCUGUCUGAGUCGGCCAAUCAAAUGCUGCCCCCACCAACCACCAGUCUGGGAAACCUUUCCUCAUUGGACAUGACCAAUGACGAGGAGCUGCCCACAGACCCAAGCAACUCCUCCGACACACAAGAAGAGAGUGAAAUAGAAUCCUUUUGCAUGGACCUGAGUGGACGGCUGCACAUCAACACGGUCGUCCGCAUGAGUGUGGACAAGGUGCACGACCUGCUCUUCUCGGCGGACACACAUUUCAUCCAGCAUCUUUUCUCCCAGCGACACUUUACUGACCUGUCGGUGGGUGAAUGGCAGCAGGACAGCAACAGUGGAACUUCCAGCCGUGUGCUAAGUUACACCAUCGCUCUCAACAAUCCCCUCGGCCCAAAGACGGCCCCUGUGGUGGAGACGCAGACGUUGCAUAAGAGCAGUGCCCGGGGAGAGUGCUUCGUGGUGGACUCGGAGGUCAUUACCUCAGGCAUUCCCUACCAGGACUACUUCUACACUGUCCACAGAUACUGCCUCACCUCCAUCAACAAGCACAAGAGCCGGCUCAGAGUCUCCUCAGACAUCUGCUACAGGAAGCAGCCGUGGAGCCUUGUGAAGGCGCUAAUUGAAAAGAACACCUGGAGUGGAAUCGAGGAGUACUACAGACACAUGGAGAGCGAGGUGUGCAAGCUGGAGACGUUGCUGCAGUCUGAGGUGUCUGUGGUAACCACCGGUGAAGCUGUGGGCCCAGAUGCUGCCAAGACCCCUCCAGCCCUGCGGCGUCGCAAACGGACCUGCUCCCGACGGCAGGGGGAGAGAGACCGAGAGAGGGACGGAGGAGGCCUGGGCCCCGAACAGGGAGACCGAGGAGCUGGGGAGCAGAGGGACCGCAGAGAAACCAAUGCUCACUACAUGAAGCUGGGUGAGCGCUCACGUGGCGGAGCACACAGCGGCAUAUCAACCAUCCUCCUCAUCGUCAGCUUCAUUCUGGUGGUGCUGGUGGCUCUGAACAUGCUGCUGUUCUACAAGCUGUACGCUCUGGAAAGAGCGGCUCAUACACUGGAGACAUGGCACUCCUACUCUGUUGCUGACAGUCCUUUGCCCCAGACGGCUGGAGAGUGGGCUCAGGUCCUGCAGCUCCAGAGGCAGUUUCACCAGGCCCAGCUCAGUAAGUGGCAGCAGAUCCUGCAGUCCUCGGUCACACUGCUGGACCAGAUGAAGCAGUCUCUAGAGAAGCUCCACCGAGGAAUCGUUGUCCCAGAGGUGCAACAGGAUGCUACUGACCCCCUCGCAGACUCCCUUACUGAGCCCUGAGCCCUGAGCCCUGCCUUGGACCCCACCUUGGUGAACUGGUAGAGUAGAAUUAGGGGAAGGUCAUCCUUUAUCAGGACAUGUACCUGUUCCCUCCCUCAUUUCCAAAUCAAACCCAGGUGCGGUAGUUGGAGGGAGACCACAUUACCUGCACUUACCUUGGCCUGACUGGCUUGAAAUGGUGACGGCCGCCUUCAGCCUCAAGCAGUUACAACUUCAGUGAACUCCUUCACACUGAAAGCUUUAGGACCACAGCAAUAAUCUACUAAGAGCUGCAGGACAUCUGUAUGGACCCAGGCCACUGGUGGGCCGGUCCGGACCAUCCACACAUCAAGAAUCAUGCAGAACUUCCAGAAUGGUCAGAAUCAUUCGAAAUCUCUGACCUCUUAGGAAAAUCUACGACUAUCACAGACUUUGCUCGUCUGGACUCAACAUUUCGUGGCAGCUCUGGACAGAAAGCCCUGCCUAACGCCUGCUGAAACAAAAGCCUCGGAGGAGGAGAGUGCUGACAGGAGCAGGACCACUCUCGCGCCUUCCGUCAGGAACUGGGUUCUUUCACGUCUGAGUCGAGUCCCGUCAGGAGCUGCCGGGGAACGAGGAACAUUUCAACACGAGACACUUUAGUUUUCACCCUAAUUAGGCUGUCAGUCAUCUGCCAACGGGCACGAGAUGCAUUUCAACACCACAUACUUUAGUCUUGACCCUGAGUUUUAGACACACUCCCAACGGUCCUGUCUGUGUUUUAUCGUUUUUCCAAAUCAGUGUGUUGGGUUGUUUGAGGACAGCGAGCAGUUGCUCAAACCGUUCCAGUAUUUAUUAUUACCAAUGACUUGUGAUUCCAAGUCCUGUCCUGCUAAGUCGUGCGGUGGCUGUGGUUUGCUCUGAUCUGCUGUUGCUACAGGGGAACGAUUACUGAUCACAGCAAUAAUGGCCAUAGUGAUUCUAGUACUUUUUGAAUGUUUGAAACAAAGUAGAAUAUAAUAAUAAUAACGAUGAAGACGAUGUGUGUGAAUGUGUAGAAGUUGUUUAAAAUGAAAACAAGCAGCGUAGAGUGUAACCUGACGUGUGUGAGUGAGCGAGUGAGUCCUCAUUGUUACUUUUUCAUGACUUUGCUUUUGUUUUUCUCUUCCACGUUUGGUUCACAGUGAACAGUUCAGGAUUUACCACAGGUUUGAUCAGGUAAAAAGCUAAAACAUCAGUCAGCUACUUGUUUGUCGUGUGAGUCGGACAGAUGUUUCAAAUCAAAAAAGGACCAAGCAGACCCGUGUGAAAAAAAGGGAACGUGUACUGCAGUAUUUUUUGUUUGCAUCGCUCAUCUUGUGUUUUUAUGGAAUUCCUUUUUCACUUUCUGUCUGUUCUGAUGUUUAUUUUCAUUCUGUCUUCUUGGUUCGUGGCCUCUGAUGUGAAAACAGCUCAUUCAAUUCUACUCAUCGCUCGACCUUCACUCUUCCUCUCUCUCCUCUUUGCUCUCAUCACCUUCACCUCUUCACCGCUUUGCUCUCUCUCUCUCUCACUGAAAAUGGUGUCUGCAUAAGUGUGGGCCCUGCUGUGCAUGGCCCUCUGUGGAUAAUGAGGGUGUAAUAUUUAUUGAGGGAGGGGGGGCUGUAAGGAGCAGCGGGGAUGAGAAUGUACUGUAAAGAUGAUGUGAUUGUACACCACGCCAUGGAGAGAAAUGAAAACGUAUAAAACCUGCAACAAGUC